CCACUUCCGACUGGCAGGUUUGUGUUCGUGCAGCCGGCUGCUACUGAGCGGAAGCGCGGCCAGGACGGACCCGACGCUGGGUCAUGUACGGGCCAGUGUCUUCACCAUCACUUCGUGCCCGGACCGCAGGGCACACCAGGCACCGCAGAUCCGGAAACCUGGAGCGAAACGCACAAACUGCUGGAAGAACUCAGUACGUCAGACAGCCUCGGUGGAGAGAAAUGGACUGUAGACGUCUCGGGCCGAGACCCUUCAUGGUUAUACCCCUUCAUAGAUGGUAACUGACUUGUUGAGUUCCUCCAGUAUUCUGUGUAUGUUACUGUGGAGAAUGCACCAUCUAUUGGAAGUCCUUAGGCAGAUUCUUCUGUGGCAGCAACUCUGUUGCCAGCACUGUUUGAGGACCAGGCUGACAGAGCUAAUAAAGUGAAUAAAGCAGUGGCUUGUCUAACGCCACCUGCACCUCACGAGGCCUUCCACAUCAGCCACAGCGGAUGACGAACCUCGACCUUCCACAUCGAGGCAAGCAGACAUAGAAGAUGACCUGCCUGCCCUGAUGGAAACAGACGAUGAUGAGGUGGCACCCCAGUCUCCUCUACCUCCCACCACCCCAACUUCCGACAACUCAGCCUAACACACCAUCAUCAGGGUGCUCGCUGUCUUCCCGAUUCCAGAGAUGAAGGGGAACGAUGCCAGAGAGAACCAGUCAUAGGAUUUGACCCAGUGGGUGACUGUGAUUCGAAGGAGCAAGGUGAUGCAGUCGACUGAGGAUCGCAGGAGAAGUCCUUGAAGGUUAGCUGAGGAAUAUAAGCAGUAAUUCCCUGCAUCCAUGACACAGAGGCAAAGCAACUAUUGGCUUACAACACUGACUGCAUUCUAAAACAACGCAAUGUUUCUGCAGAUGUUUACCUUGUUACAGGAGGAAAUGGAUUUCUUGGAAAAGUCAUCAUUGAACUUCUGAUCGAAAAGGCUCAUGAUAUCUCUGAGAUCAGAUUGUUUGAUAAAGUGAUACAUGAAGACAAUGUGGAACGUUUGCAAGCAGGAGAAGUCCUUGAAGGUUAGCUGAGGAAUAUAAGCAGUAGUUCCCUACAUCCAUGACACAGAGGCAAAGCAACUAAAGUUCAACAGUUGGCUUACAACACUGACUGCAUUCUAAAACAACGCAAUGUCUGUUUCUGGAGAUGUUUACCUUGUUACAGGAGGAAAUGGAUUUCUUGGAAAAGUCAUCAUUGAACUUCUGAUUGAAAAGGCUCAUGAUAUCUCUGAGAUCAGAUUGUUUGAUAAAGUGAUACAUGAAGACAAUGUAGAACGUUUGCAAGCAUUGGUUGGAAGCAGGAUUAAGCUAACGGUGUUCAAAGAAGAUCUGAGAAAUACAAAGGCCCUGCAGAAAAUCUGCCAAGGUGUGACCUGUGUUCUUCACACUGCGUCCUUGAUUGAUGUCUGGGGAAACAUCAGCAAAGAAGAAUUAGAAGCUGUCAAUGUUGAAGGAAGCUGCCAUUUAUUAGAAGCCUGCAUUCAGCAGAAUGUGAAGAGCUUCAUCUACACCAGCAGUAUAGAAGUGGUGGGGCCCAAUGAAAGAGGUGAUCCUAUCUGUAAUGGUGAUGAAGACACAAACUACAAUAGCAGUCUGAAAUUUCUGUACAGCAAAGCAAAAUACAGAGCAGAGCAAAUAAUUUUAAAAGCAAAUGGAUCCCGUCUUCCGAAUGGUGAGUGGAUAGUUACAUCUGCUCUAAGACCCAUGUACAUCUAUGGAGAAAACAGUCGGUUCAUUCUGCAAGAUUUGGAUGAAGGAAUCGCCAAUGGAAUGGUUUUGCUAAGAAAAUCCAGUAAGGAAGCUCUUGUGAAUCCAGUGUAUGUAGGCAAUGUGGCUUGGGCUCAUAUUUUAUUGGCCAGAGCCAUGAAAGAAGAAGACAAGAGGAAAAUUAUUGGUGGCAAGUUUUAUUACAUCACAGAUGACACCCCACACACGAGUUACUCAGAUUUUAACUAUGAGUUGAUGAGCUUUUUGGGGUUUACAAUUCCAUCAAAUUUUCGCAUUCCUCUGCUGCUCACGUACUAUGUUGCCUACAUAGCAGAGAUGCUGACGUUUUUGUUUAGGCCUUUCAUUAGAUAUGUUCCCAAAGAAAGUCGACAGCUCAUUACAAUGCUUAACACAAAAUUCACCUUUAUCAGCCACAAAGCACGGAAUGAUUUUGACUACACCCCACUUUACAGUUGGGAAGUAGCUAAAGAAAGGACCACUGCCUGGUUGGCUUCAGUAGUACAGGAGCGAAGAGAUUUUUUAAAUAAAAAGUAACACUUACAGGAGGUACAAAGCAUCCAAGUCUAAAUGUUAGGGGUUAGAAGUUUGAAGUUCUGAGUGGUUAUUCAGGUUAACGUCUUGAUAAAUAAAUUUUUGUCUUGUGUAUAACA
Hypanus sabinus (Atlantic stingray) is the source of this 2409-nucleotide messenger RNA. RefSeq names its product hydroxy-delta-5-steroid dehydrogenase, 3 beta- and steroid delta-isomerase 1 (gene hsd3b1). Gene Ontology annotation, biological process: steroid biosynthetic process. The record is from RefSeq and is a predicted model, not a curated record. The coding region runs from base 1163 to 2293 and encodes 376 amino acids. NCBI's taxonomy places the organism in Eukaryota, Metazoa, Chordata, Chondrichthyes, Myliobatiformes, Dasyatidae. Gene Ontology annotation, molecular function: 3-beta-hydroxy-Delta5-steroid dehydrogenase (NAD+) activity. The transcript has 7 exons.